Messenger RNA from Medicago truncatula (barrel medic), 2125 nucleotides. RefSeq names its product BTB/POZ domain-containing protein At1g67900. The transcript has 4 exons. Lineage: Eukaryota; Viridiplantae; Streptophyta; Magnoliopsida; Fabales; Fabaceae. The record is from RefSeq and is a predicted model, not a curated record. Bases 178 to 1968 code for a protein of 596 amino acids.
GUUCCCACAACAAACUUGUUUUUCUUUCCCUCUUGUCACUUCUAUAUGUUCUCUCUUCAGAGUUCCUAAAGUUUCAAAUAUUAAUAUUCCUAACAUUUUAUAAAACUUUAUGAUAAAAUUGUGCAUAGUGUAGCACAUUAUUUAACAUUGAACAUAUUAUUAACAUUUAACAUAGUCAUGAAGUUUAUGAAACUAGGAUCUCGUCCUGAUAUCUUCUACACUAAAGACUCAGUCAGGUCAGUUUCUUCUGAAGUUUCAAGUGAUCUUAUAAUUCAAGUGAAAGGAACUAGAUAUCUUCUUCACAAGUUUCCACUCCUAUCAAAAUGUUUGCAUCUACAAAGAUUAUGUUUGGAGUCACUAGAUUCAGGAAAUCAUCAAAUAGUACAACUCCCCGAUUUUCCUGGCGGAGAAGAAGCAUUUGAACUCUGCGCAAAAUUCUGCUAUGGAAUCACAAUCACUCUAAGUGCUUACAACAUUGUAUCCACAAGAUGUGCCGCGGAAUAUUUACAAAUGACAGAAGAUGCAGAAAAGGGUAACUUGAUUUACAAGCUUGAAGUUUUUUUCAAUUCAUGCAUACUUCGCGGUUGGAAAGAUUCAGUUGUGACACUACAAACCACAAAAGCAUUGUCUUUAUGGUCAGAGGAAUUGUCAAUUACAAAUAGAUGCAUCGAAGCAAUUUGCUCGAAGGUCUUAAAGAGGGUUAGAAAUGAAGAUGAUAUAUCUUGUAGUGGAACAGAAAGUUUGAGAGAUAAAUCAGUAAGAAAAGGAUGGUGGGGUGAAGAUUUAGCUGAAUUGAAAAUUGAUCUUUAUUGGAGAAUCAUGAUUGCUUUAAAAUCUGAUGGAAAAAUGCCUUUAAAUCUCAUCGGUGAUGCGUUGAAAAUUUAUGCUUCUAGAUGGCUACCAAAAACCGGUUCCGAUUCUGAUUCAAGAAGUGAAAUAGCAUCAAAGUACAGUUUGCUUUUAGAAUCAAUAGUGAAUUUGCUUCCAGCUGCAAAAGGUGUUGUUUCUUGUAGCUUCCUUCUUAAGCUUUUGAAAGUUGCCAAUGAUUUGAAAGUUUUUUCGUCUUUAAAGAUCGAAUUGGUUAAAAGGGUUGGACUUCAAUUCGAGGAAGUAACAGUGAAUGAUCUUAUAAUGGUUUGUGAUGUUGAUUUGGUGAUGAACAUAUUGGAAGAGUUUAUGUUGCAAAUAAGUCAAAGUCCACCAACUAGUCCUCAAAGAUCAAGGUUCGCUUUUGAACGGAGAAGGUCACGUUCGGCUGAGAAUGUUGAUUUUGAAUUGCAAGAGAGUAGAAGAUCUUCUUCAGUUUCACAUAGCUCAAAGUUGAAGGUGGCUAAGCUUGUUGAUAAGUAUCUUCAAGAGGUUGCUAAGGAUGUGAAUUUGCCUCUGGAUAAGUUUGUUGCUAUUGCUGAAACUGUACCUGAAUUUGCAAGAUGUGAUCAUGAUGAUCUAUACAGUGCUAUUGAUACUUAUCUCAAGGCUCAUCCAGAACUCGACAAAACCGAAAGGAAAAGACUAUGUAGAAUUCUAGACUGCAAAAAACUCUCCAUUUCAUCAUGUAUGCAUGCUGCACAGAACGAGCUACUUCCACUAAGACUUGUUGUCCAAGUUCUCUUCUUUGAGCAAGCUAGAGCUGCAUCAUCUGGUGGCAAAGUCACCAACAUAUCAAGCAACAUCAAAGCAUUACUCACUUCUUAUGGAAUUGAUCCAUCAAAACAUGCAGCACAAUUAAGCACAAGUACAAGUAUACAUGCUAGUGAUAAUUGGAGUGUUAAUGGAUUGAACUCACCAAAGAACACAACUCUUAGGAUGAAACUAGCUGAGGAUGAUUUUGAUGAGAAUAAUGAUGUGGAAAUCAAUGGAAUUGGUAGAAGUUCUAGAUUUAAAAGUUUUUGUUCACUUCCUACUAAACCUAAAAGAAUGUUUAGUAAGUUGUGGUCUACCAAUAGAAGCACAACUCAAAAGAAUUGAGUGAUUUUUUUUUUUAGUUUUUUCAAAUUUUUCAGUAUGGGAAUGGUAAAUUAUUAGAUUUAGGGGGUAAAAUAUUAUACUGUAUUUUUCUUUUUUGCCAAAGGCUUUGUAACUUUUAGGGAAAACCAAUGCAUCUAAAUAUGCAGUGUUCAUGUAA